Molecule: messenger RNA, 513 nt
Organism: Stylonychia lemnae
Lineage: Eukaryota; Ciliophora; Spirotrichea; Sporadotrichida; Oxytrichidae
Source: the annotation of a GenBank genome assembly
AUGAGAACAUUUGAUAACACUUCAAUGUUUAGAAACAAACUUCAGAAUCAGCAGUAAUAACCUUUACUAAGAGUCAAUAAUUUACCAAUUGGUGUUAAGAAUCUCAUGUAUUAAAAUCUUAAUACUGAGCUUAAUAAAAUUGAUGAAAUACACACAUAUGAGAAAUGGAAAUAAUUGCAAGAAUCGUUACAAAAGAAUUAAAAUAUUAGAUCCUCUUCUUAAUAACAAAUAUAUCUACCCCAGUCUAAUCCCUUAAUUCCUAUCAGCGAUUAUAACUCAAAUAUAAAUUUAAAUGAGAAAAUAAUGAACAUCAUGUAAAACAAGGCUCUUGAUAUUGGAUUAAUUAAAAAUGAAGAUCCUUUUAAAGUACAUUCUGGGCCAAGAUAUGUCUAAAAUAACAAUCAAAGUAAUAAAGGGCUCUAAGUGUAUUAAAAUGAUGAUUAGGCUGGUAAGAUUAUUAUUAAUUAAAAGAAAAAAAUGCCAUAAGUUGAUGAGGAUUUCAAAACUCGUUGA